CUCCGUGUGAUGUGUGACAGGAGCCUCGCCGUGACCUCCAUCAGCUGCCGCCUCCCUCCACCCUAAGCCGAACCCGAACCCUCCGGGUCUCCGCUCGGACUCUGCGGAGCUCUGCGAUGGUGGAUUUGGCCGAAAGUGGUGCAGUGUCGCCCGGACACAGCAGACACGGACAGGGCUCCGGCUCGGGCAACAACGGGAAGAAAACGUCGAAAAAGUCGCGGACGAGACGAGGCAAGCGGGGCAGGAGGAGACGGAACAAGAAGAACAACCGGAACAACAAAACCCCGCCGCCGUAUUUACCGCCGGAGGCUGAAGAAGGAAACAUCGAAUAUAAGUUGAAGCUGGUCAACCCCACUCAGUAUCGCUUCGAGCAUCUCGCCACGCAGCUGAAGUGGCGCCUGCAGGAGGGUCGUGGCGAGGCCGUCUACCAGAUCGGAGUGGAAGACAACGGCCUGCUGGUCGGCCUGACGGAGGCCGACAUGAAGGCCUCCCUCAAGACCCUGAAGAGGAUGGCAGAGAAGGUCGGUGCAGACAUCACUCUCCUCCGAGAGCGAGAGGUGGACUACGACUCGGAUAGAAACACUCGCAAAAUCGCAGAAGUUCUUGUUCGAAAAGUUCCUGAUGAUCAGCAGUUCCUGGACCUGCGGGUGGCAGUGCUGGGUAACGUGGACUCUGGGAAGUCGACCUUGCUCGGCGUCUUGACGCAGGGCGAGCUGGACAACGGGCGAGGCCGAGCGCGGCUCAACCUCUUCAGACAUCUGCACGAGAUCCAAACCGGACGCACCUCCAGCAUCAGCUUUGAGAUCCUGGGUUUCAACAGCAAAGGAGAGGUUGUGAACUACAGCGAGUCCCGGACGGCUGAGGAGAUCUGUGAGAGUUCCUCCAAAAUGAUAACCUUCAUCGACCUCGCAGGACACCACAAGUACCUAAAGACCACCAUCUUUGGCCUCACCAGUUACUGCCCUGACUUUGCGAUGCUGGUGGUGAGCGCCAACACCGGCAUUGCUGGUACGACUCGGGAGCACCUGGGCCUGGCCAUGGCGCUGAAAGUUCCCAUCUUUAUCGUGGUCAGUAAAGUGGAUCUGUGCUUCCGCGGCACUGUGGAGCGAACGGUCCGACAGCUGGAGCGGGUCCUGAAGCAACCGGGCUGCAACAAGGUGCCCAUGGUGGUGUCGAACCCUGACGAUGCCGUGACAGCAGCACAGCAGUUUACUCAGUCCGCAUGCAUCACGCCAAUCUUCACCCUGUCCAGUGUGUCUGGAGAGAGUUUGGACCUCCUGAAGGUUUUCCUCAAUAUCCUCCCUCCACUGAGCAACAGCAAAGAGCAGGAGGAGCUGAUGCAGCAGCUCACUGAAUUCCAGGUGGAUGAGAUCUACUCGGUUCCUGACGUUGGGACUGUGGUGGGAGGAACUCUCUACAGCGGAGUGUGUAGGGAGGGCGAGCGGCUGGUGGUGGGUCCGACCGACGAGGGCCGCUUCCUGCGUCUGAAGGUGGGCAGCAUCCAGAGGAACCGCUCGGCCUGCAGGGUGCUGAGGGCGGGACAGGCGGCCACGCUGGCUCUAGGAAACUUUGACCGCUCACUGCUGCGCAAGGGCAUGGUGAUGGUCAGUCCCAAGAUGAAUCCAACCAUCUGUUGUCAGUUUGAAGCCGCCAUCGUCCUGCUCUUCCACGCCAAGACUUUCCGCCGGGGCUCACAAGUCACCGUACACGUCGGCAACGUCCGGCAAACAGCCACCGUGGAGUGCCUUCACGGAAAGGAGGAGCUGCGUACCGGCGAGAGGGCCGUCGUUCGCUUCCGCUUCAUCAAACACCCCGAGUACCUGCGGCUGGGCGCCAAGCUGCUCUUCAGGGAGGGCGUCACCAAAGGCAUCGGCCACGUCACACGCCUGCUGCCACCCUCCCAGAACUACGACCAGAACCAGAUCCACGACCAGAACCUGCAGGAGCAUUAAAGGCCCCUCCUUCAUGCUCCGUCACAGGACUGACAGAUGUGGGGCUCCGUGAGAACUUUGACCGCUCUGAGGCCAUCGAUGCUCCUCUGAUCGGGUUUACCCGCGCACCACAUGUUGGCGUGUUAAUCUGCCUGUCCUGGAUCUAUAUUUCUAUCCUUAUUCACUCCUGCUGCGAUGGUAGAAAACCCAUCAUCAUCAUCAUCUUCCUUCCAGGAGAUGUUCGUGUCUUGACUUAAAGCUGGAUGACCUCAGUGGACAGUUAAUCUGAUGUUGUGCCACAGAUUGAUUGAAAAGGCCCCUUGUCACGAGAAGACAGCAGGAUUAUUUGGGGGGGAUUUGAGGAAUGGUAUUAAAGCAGCAGUUGUUACUGGUCUUCUGCUAAGGAGAGGAGGUGCUGCCCUGCUUCUCUGCUGCGCAGGAUGGAUUGACCGCCGUGUUCUCCAUCUCCUAAACGCAACACGUCUGCAUGCUGGACGAGACGUGAGUUUGAUGAGGGAGACAGUUUUUAUUUUAUUGGUCGGAGGUGAAAUUCUUUCCUGGGGGACAUCUCUGACCAUCGAGGUAGUUUUUCAUGCUUCACCCCAUUAACUUCCAACCGAGAAUCUUUUGUUUUUAGCGUUUUUUAAUCACUGCUGAGCAUUUCUACGGAGCACCAGAGGUGUAGGGAGUCAUUUUCUGAUUACUUGUGUGGCCUAAUCAGGAACAUGUGCUCUCAAGUUAGCAGCAAACUAAAGCAGGAACCAAAGUUACAGGUUGUUGUUGUUACUCUGAUCAGUUAUGGAGCACCACUAGUAUUAACCUACAGGGCCUACAGGUUUCAUUCUUUUGGGGAUCCAUUUAUCUAUUCCACAUCAACAGUUUAAAUAGUUUUGAUUGUACCAGCACUUAAAACGAUGCAUAAUCAAGGGUGAAGCUGCUUUGAGUGACAGGUGGACGCCCUCAGAGAGCCGUCUGUGACCCAGAAAUAUCUGCAUGGCCGCCGCAUCUCCACUCACCCUCCACCUUUUUGUUAACUUUUGGAUUAAGAGCAAUCAGGCCCUGCUGAGAUGGUGACAGCCAGAGCCACCACACCGAGCUUCAGAACUGCUGUUUGGAAACCCGUGGAUGACAAAGGUUUCAUCCAUCUUUAUGCACAGUCAGUGAUGAGGAUGUAGUUAGACAUCGCCUGCGUUCCACAUUGUAUAGAUUUUAUUUACUCCACUCACUUCAGCUGCCCUUUCAAAGUAUGUACAGCUGAGACAUACUGCUUCAUCAUAACAUUGUGCCUUAAGCUUUGACCACUUUCUUCAUAUAUCUGUUGCAGAUUGUUAUGUCAAAGAACUGUUUGUGCGCUCUGUUGCCCCUUUUCCACCGAGCUGGUUCCAGCGCUAGUUCUGUGCUAGUGCCUGACUUAGCACCAGUAC
Stegastes partitus (bicolor damselfish) is the source of this 3355-nucleotide messenger RNA. RefSeq names its product GTP binding protein 2b (gene gtpbp2b). Gene Ontology annotation, biological process: translational elongation. NCBI's taxonomy places the organism in Eukaryota, Metazoa, Chordata, Actinopteri, Pomacentridae. The transcript is spliced from 12 exons. The record is from RefSeq and is a predicted model, not a curated record. The coding region runs from base 117 to 1952 and encodes 611 amino acids. Gene Ontology annotation, molecular function: GTPase activity; GTP binding; translation elongation factor activity.